GGUUUGGGAAUUUCCGUAUUUUAGAAAUAGACCUCAACACAAGAGAGCAGUGUAGAGUCAUCAUCAUCAUCAGUCAGUGAGAGAGGCAUGAAACAUCCAAACAUCAUAACAUUCACACCUGGAUCCACCAGAAACAUGUCAGGUAACACCGAGCCGUCCACGCUCCUCUUCGACGUGCCGCCGGUGCUCAUGGAGAGCUUCUGUAGACUGAUGGACAGCGGGGUCGACGGGCUGGGAUGGAGAACUUUAGCGUCUCGCAUUCUUUCCAGCCAGCUGGAGGUGAGAUGUAUUGAAAUGUACGCAGUUGCUGGGAAAAGUCCGACCAAAGAGCUGAUGUGGUCGUGGGCCCAGCGGAAUAAAACUGUAGAGGAUCUGCUGAAGGUUCUGGAUGAGAUGGGUCACGCGCGAGCCAGGAGUCUUUUUCAAUCGCAAGAUUCAUGUGUGCUGAAGUCGUCUUCACCACCUCACUAUCCCACGUAUCUACGAAGUACUGGGAAAUCCUGUCAAGUAUCAGAUCUACAUGCAGAGUCUGUUUCUGUUGAAGGUGAAAAACAGAAGUGUUUCAUCACAUAUUUUGACGUCAUUGAGGGAACCAGGCAUUUCCACCAGGACUUAAAAAUCGGAGGCAGUGGAUUUGCUGAGGUCUACUGUGGACGAUGGGGAAACAGAUCUUUUGCUGUGAAAGUUUUCAAACAGGAAAAUAAAACUGACUGGAAGGCACUGUGGGAAAAAUUCACCAAGGAAAUUGAAGUUCUCCAACUCAACCAGCAUCCUAACAUCUUAGAGUUAUGGGGGAGCUUUUCAGAUUCGGAUCGCUUCUGUUUGGUUUACCCGUUCCUUCAAAAUGGAUCAUUAUUCCACAGACUUCAUGAGCACGUUGACAAGCCUCUAUCUUGGCAAGAACGGCUGAAUAUUAUCAAAGGCACGGCGAAGGCAGUCCAUCAUCUACACACUUCACAACCGUGCACUGUUAUAUGUGGAAACAUCACAAGUUCAAACAUUCUCCUGGAUGAAAACAUGCAGCCUAAAUUGUGCGAUUUUGGAUUAGCUCGCCUGCGGCCACACUCUGUUGACCAGAGCUGCACUAUUGUCAUGAAUACUGCUCUACAUAGUAAUCUAGGCUAUCUUCCAGAGGAGUACAUUCGAGAUGGAAAGCUGUCAGUCAAACUUGAUGUUUACAGUCUUGGUGUGGUUAUAUUGGAAACAUGUACAGGGCAAAAGGUUAAACAAGAGUCCUCAAAAAACUUGUUUUUGAGAGAUGUACUGCAUUCAGAGGUAGAAGAAAAAGGCUGCGUGGAUGCCUGUCUGCGGUUUUUAGAUCUUAAAUUUGAGCACUGGCCUCCUGCUGUGGCUCUUUGUCUGCUGCGACUCGGACUUGAGUGCACAGGCAGCAAAAUGCGAGUCAGGCCAGACAUGGAAAUGGUGCUUCAGAGACUAAUCCCUCUUCAUCCCUUGCCUGCAUUCUCCGAGGACCAACCUCACACUCUGGAUGACACCAUCCCUCCUCAGCGACCAUACAAAAGCUUUCCUAUUGAAGACGAUGAAAUGCACAGCCAGCUGGAGGAACUGCAUUCUCCAAGAGUUUCCAAACCGGCAGAUCCAUGUGAAUGCAGCCAGUCUGAAGUCACUUUCUUGAGUAAUGAAGAUCGCAGCUUCCUUAGAGAUUGUCAUCAGGAAAGUGACCAAAGGGUGUCAUCAUCAGAAAGUGUGCAUUCAGACUCUGCAGCUCGUCUGGAUUUGUAUGGCAGUUGGCCGGUGGAGUGCAGCUGUAGCACUGAAACCGAAGCGCAGGCUUGUGCCGACUGCUGCGCUAAUGGAUUCAGUCAGUCGGUUGUAUAUGUCACUAUAGAUGAUGAUAAUGCCUUGCCUGCUCCGAAUGAUGCCAGGAAUCCGGCAAAAGAAAAAAUGAAGAAUAAAAUUCACCUGUACAAUCAGGGCUUAAUAAAAACUGAAGAACUUCUUUCACUUCAGUCAGAGUGAUUCACCUGGAUCAGAUGGAUAUUUAUAAAGAUUUAAUACUGGAGCAGUUCUAUUAAUUUUGUUGUUGUUACUGUUGUCGAUUGUCCUGUAUUAAAUAUUUUAUAUGUAUCUGCUUUUAAAGUAAAGCUGUAUUUAAUAUAAAACCUGAUGUAUAAAGCAGAAAUGUAAGGUCACUUUACUAAAAGGUUUAAUUUAAUGUAAUCUAACUAUAUUUAACAUAAACUGUAAUGUAAUGUGUAUUUAUACAGUGCAUUUACCGGGGGGAGAGGGGGGGGGUCUCCAUACCACCACCAGUGUGCAGCAUCUACUUGGAGGAUGUGACGGCAGCCACAGGACAGUGCGCUCACCCAACACUAGCUAUAAGGGGAAUGACUAUAGGGAUGUAGCUAUAGGAAACGAACAAUGAUAAAUAUGUUUACAUUUUCAUUGUUUUUAAACGUUACAAAAAUUGAUAAAUGCUUUAAAAAUGAUUGCUAAUGAUCUGCUAUUAACUAAUUGUAAGCAUUCCCUAUAUAAAUGAAAAAAAUGAAAAAAAUUAAGAAUAAAAAAUGACCUGUGCAAUCAGGGGUUAUUAAAAACUGAAGAACUUA
Molecule: messenger RNA, 2570 nt
Organism: Danio rerio (zebrafish)
Lineage: Eukaryota; Metazoa; Chordata; Actinopteri; Cypriniformes; Danionidae
Source: RefSeq, a predicted model, not a curated record